Micromonas pusilla CCMP1545 is the source of this 984-nucleotide messenger RNA. RefSeq lists its product as uncharacterized. Lineage: Eukaryota; Viridiplantae; Chlorophyta; Mamiellophyceae; Mamiellales; Mamiellaceae. The transcript has a single exon. The record is from RefSeq and is a predicted model, not a curated record. The coding region runs from base 1 to 936 and encodes 311 amino acids.
AUGGCGGUCGCGCGCGCGUGGGAUGCGGAGACGCGGCGGGAGAAGCGCAUUCGCGCGCUGACGCGGCGGCAUCGAUGGAAAGCGGAGCGCCGCGCGAUGCGAGCGAUCGUGGACGCGUGGCGGUGGGAGGUGUUGACGUCAAAAUCGACGAAGAAAGAGGCAAAGGACGACGACGGGAUUCGCGGCGGCGGCGGAGUGCCGCCGGCGGCUGUCGAAGAGGCGCGCGUCUCGCUCCGCGUGUGCGUGAUCCAACCGCCGCCGCCGCCGCCGAUGCCCUCGGCGUCGAUGAGGGAGUCGCGAGAGACGCAGACGCCGACCGCGGCGCGAGCGAAGAUCUUUCAUCGCGAAGAAGAGACGACGACGGCGCCGGCGACGAGGACCUUCCUCGUGAAAAAAACGAAGAAGAAGAGACCGGCGAUUCAUUCAGCCGUCAAACGCUGGCACGGCGCCGCGUACGCGCCGCCCACGAGACCGAAACCGAAGCCGGCGUCGACGCUCGUCACGCCGCGCCGAAUCCGCCGCGAGACUGGUGAAACUGCCCUCGUCUCACCGCCGAAAACGGCGGCGUGGGACGCGUCGAUUUACAAACCCCCGGAGACGGCGACGCCGCCGCCGUGGAUGCCCCUCGGCGAUUCCCCCGCGAUGGCGAGCGUUGCCGCCGCCGCGAAGGCGGCGUUGAAGAGCGCGAGGCGACGCGAGCCGCUGCCCGCGACGCCCAGCGACGACACCUUCGCGGGGUUGGAUCUGGGGGACCCGACGGACGACGACGAGGAGCCGCCGGCGCCGAAGAGGGUCCCCGGGCGCGGCGGCGGCGCGCCCAAAGUGCGCGCCAAGUACUGGGUUUCGUCGCGCGGCGGCUCGCGCGUCGACGCGCGCGCGGCGAGACGCUCGGACGCGCACUACGAGCACUACGACGUCGCGCGUAACGCCGAAUGAAUAGCACCUAGCUACUAGUAUGAUAAGUAAAGAAUGGCCUAAUUAAUA